Molecule: messenger RNA, 12854 nt
Organism: Corythoichthys intestinalis (scribbled pipefish)
Lineage: Eukaryota; Metazoa; Chordata; Actinopteri; Syngnathiformes; Syngnathidae
Product: arf-GAP with GTPase, ANK repeat and PH domain-containing protein 1-like
Exons: 19
Coding region: 5759-9763 (1334 amino acids)
Biological process (GO): negative regulation of neuron apoptotic process; activation of GTPase activity
Cellular component (GO): nucleus
Molecular function (GO): GTPase activator activity; protein binding; GTPase activity
Source: RefSeq, a predicted model, not a curated record
CUCAGUUCCAUCUUCCGCAAACAUUCACUUCCACUGUUACGCGGAUGACACCCAGCUCUACAUUUCCUCAAAACCAACCUCCUCCCUUCCUCCCUCACUCUCUGUUUAGAUGACAUUGACUCUUGGCUCUCCUCUAACCUCCUCCUACUCAACAGCUCAAAAUCAGAAGUCCUCCUGGUUGGAACCAUCGGCAUGUUAUCUCAUGUCAAUAAGUUCUCUAUUACCAUCAACAAUGUACCGAUCUCUCCUUCUACUCAGGUUAAGAGUCUGGGUGUCAUCCUAGACAGCAUGCUCUCCUUCCGGUCACGUAUCAACGGCAUCACCAGAUCCGCCUACUUCCACCUUAGCAAUAUUUCUCGUCUCCUCCCUUCCCCCCUCACCCGCAAUACCGCUUCCACCCUGGUCUGUAGUCUAAUAACCUCCCAGCUCGAUUACUGUAACUCCCUACUCUUUGGUCUCCCUAACAAUUCUCUUUCAAAAACUGCUGCUCCUCCAGAACUCAGCAGCACGCUUCAUCACCCGGACCCCUGCCACACACCACAUCACCCCCAUCCUCUGUCAGUUUCACUGGCUUCCAGUCAAAUAAAGAAUCAAUUACAAGAUUAUCAUCAUUACCUUCAAAGCACUCCAUGGCCUGGCCUUCGUAAUCUACUCUGUUUAAACAAUCUACCCCAUCCACUUCGCUCUUCCACGAUCCUUCACCUUUCCGUCCCCCCGUGUCCGUCUCUCCACCUUUGGUUCUAGAGCUUUUAGUCACUGUGCCCCUGCUCUGGAACUCCCUACCCCCUGACCUUCACAAUAUAUCUACCCUGUCACUCUUCAAAUCCAGACUCAAAACACACCUGUUUACUCUUUCUUACCCACCAUGAUCCCCAGCUCUGUUUUAUCUUUACGUCUAUUUGUUGUGCUUUCAAUCUUUUUAUGAUUGUUUUUAGGGCCCGAGCACUAAGCAGCGAGAGCUAUAUUGUAAUGCAAAGGAUUUUCUUUUCUUAGCAAAUGAAAAUGGCCAAUUUGGAGGCCUGAACAUGCUUGAAAACUCACCAAAAUUUGCACAUACAUGCGGCUUUUCGUAAAUUUAGAUAACUUUGCAUCGUUGCGAAAAAAUAAAACAAAAUGGCUCAGUGGCGCCCCCUUGAUUUUUUAAAAAAAGGCCUCUCCAUUUAGGUUUUUUCAAUGUACAGCAAUAAAGUUAGGGGAGUCGAUAGCUUGUGCAAAAGUGCUCCAAAAAGUCUUUUUGCACUCAUAUUCCAAACCCAACAUGAAAUCGAAUAUUUUUGAUUGAAUGUGAAUUUUUUAUUGAUUUACAGGGUGCACAUUUGAGACCUUGUCGCCUAGGGCGUUAGUUGGAUCGUCUUCAAAAUUAGUGAGACUGUUCAGGAGACAUAUGAGAUCUUAAGUUUUCAAAAUAGUGCAUUUUCAUUUGUGGGUCUGACCUGGGCAGGCUGCCAAAGUCGGCCAUUUUUUGGCAAAACACUAAAUUCAAUAAAGGCUAAUAACAAUAAAAUGACUAAUAACUCCAUCAUACAACGUUCAAUCUUUUUCAUAUUUAGCAUGUACGUGAGGUAUACCUGCCCAUUAAGCCUGGCGACCCCUAGUGGGAACAGGAAAUGCCCUUUGUUACGAGACUGGCUCCUCCUCAGGUCAUUCAUUGUCAGACAGAAGCAGCACGGCAAAACGACACGCUAAAAAAUAAGUAAAAAUAUCAAAAUGGCUUACCUCUUCCUCUUCUGAAUCACCUUGGCCCCCAACAAAAUGUUCACUGCAAAUGAAGUGUGAAUGGCUUCACCUUACUGGCCUUAAACUGGUCUUUUGGACAUCCACACAAGUUAAUUAAUUCUGAACAUUUUUUCCUCUGAGUUUUUGGUUUCAGGAAAUGUAUGAAGAAAAAUAUCCUUCAUACGUCGUAAUGUCUAGAGUCGUUUCUACAAGUUCGAUAGCAGCAGUGUUUGAUUGUCCUGUUCUUUUUUGAAAGAUUACCGGAGAAAACAAGCAGAAAUAAUAUGGUUUGUAUGCGAGGGAGUGUCUAUAAUGUCCCACUUCCCGAAAAUCAACAGAAGGGACCCAAACCAACUAGGAAGUGACCCAAAAUCAACAGGAAGUGACCUUGAAAUGCCCCAAAAUCAACAGGAAGUGAACAAAAAUAACGAGGAAGUGAACCAGAAAUGCCCCAAAAAUUUACAGAACGUGACCUGAAAUCAACAGGAAGUGAACUAUAAUAACCAGGACAUGACUUCACAUUUUCUCCUCUGAGUUUUUGGUCUCGGUGAAUGUAUGAAGAAAAACAUCCUUCAUACGUCGUAAUGUCUAGAGUCCUUUCUGCAAGUUCCAUAGCAGCAGUGUUUGAUCGACCGGUUCUUUUUUGAAAGAUUACCGAAGAAAACAAGCAGAAAUAUUUAUGGUUUGUAUGCGAGGGCGUGUCUAUAAUGUCCCACUUCCCGAAAAUCAACAGAAGGGACCCAAACUAUCUAGGAAGUGACCCAAAAUCAACAGGAAGUGACCUCGAAAUGCCCCAAAAUCAACAGGAAGUGAACAAAAAUAACGAGGAAGUGAACCAGAAAUGCCCCAAAAAUUAACAGAAUGUGACCUGAAAUCAACAGGAAGUGAACUAUAAUAACCAGGACGUGACCUUGCAAUUCCCCAAAAUCAACAGGAAGUACCCAGAAAUGCCUCAAAACCAUCAGGAAGUGAUCCAGAAUCAACAGAAAGUGACCUGGGAAUGCCUAAAAAAAAAUAACAGGAAGUGACCUGAAGAUCCCAUGACCCAUGAGAGAGCAAGGCAUCCCCAUGCAAUUUCUGACCGAGGCUUUAUAUAUUAUGAUAUGACGAUUGUCAUGUGGCAAAUUGUAUUCUUGUGGGGAUUACCCUUGAAGUGGUCGUUUUAGUCCCCCUUUCCUCACAAAAAUUCCCUCCUUUAUGGCACUGUGGAAAUAGCCACCCUAGCUGCGGCAAUAGGAUAGUGAGGUAACAAUUUAUGCCAGCAGCGCCAGGAAGACUGUGACACCUUAGCAACAAACAAGUCGAGCCACCCACUGAGAGGAGGAGGAGGAGGAGCUACGCAUUUAGCACAUUUGACACAGCCGCUUUAAACCCAAUGGCGCCAUCAAGGGGCGGAUCGGGGUGGCCACCGCCCCCACCCCGUAGAUAUCCCUCCGAUUGUGUCUAGAAUCUGACACUGAAGCCAUAUUGAAAUUAUUGUUUCCUUCAGAGAGACGGUGGGCCGACCUAUAAAAUAUUUACCUGCCAUUGACGGCAAUAUACGUCCAAUCCGUUUUGACUGGGAGGGGUGAACGAAUGCCCAAAAUCAUGAGAACCUGACCUCAAAUCAACAGAAAAUGGACAGGUAGGGUUCCAAAACCAACAGAAAAUGAACCUUAAGAACUCUAAGAUUAACGAGGAAGUGACCUGCAAGUGCCCCAAAAUCAACAGGAAGUGAACAAUGAACAGACAGCAACCUGAAAAUGCCCCAAAUUCAACAGGAAAUGCUCCAAAAUGUACCGCUGACCCAAAUUCAAAGGACUUGGAAAUUCCCCAAUAUUGACUAAUGAGCAGGAAAUGAUGCAGAAAUGCCCUAAAAUCAACAGGAAGAGACCAAAAUCUACUUUCUGGAAGUUAUCUAAACCCAACAGUAAAUUAACUGUAAAUGCCUCAAAAUUGAGAUUACCCAGAAAUUCCCUAAAAUCAAUAGGAAAUUAUCCAAACUGUACAGGAAGUGACCCAAAACCAACAGGAAGUGACCCAGAAAUGCCUUAAAAUCAAUAGGAAAUGAUCCAAAAUGUAUAAGAAGUGACCGAGAAAUGCCCUAAAAUCAACAGGAAGUGACCAAAAUCUAAUGACAUCGACCCCAAAUCAACAUGAAGUGAUCUGUAAUUGCCCCAAAACCGAGAGGAAGUUAUCUAUGAUCAAAAUGUAUAGGAAGCGACAAAAAAAAAAGAAAAUGCCCUAAAAUCAACAGGAAGUGACCAAAAUCGACUGAAAUUGACCCAAAAUCAACAGGAAGUGACCCAGAAACGUCCUAAAACCAAUAGGAAAUGAUCCAAAAUGUAUAGGAAGUGACUCAGAAACGCCCUAAAAUGAACAGGAAGUCACCAAAAUCGACUGAAAUUGACCCAAAAUCAACAGAAAGUGACCCAUAAGUGCCGCAAAAUCAACAGGAAAUGAUCCAAACUCAACAGCAAACUACAAAAUGCCAUUUCUAGAGUAAUAUUAAGUCACUUCCUGUUAAUUUAGGGGCAUUUCAGGGUCACUUCCUGUUGUUUUUGACGUACAUGGCUGUUAAUCGCAUCGACUUACACAUGCAUCAAUGUAAUCCAAGUACAGCGGCAUCAAUAGAAUCAGCACACACGGCUGUCAAUGGCAUCGACAUACAUGGCCGUCAGUGGCAUGGACGUGCAUGGAUGUUAAUGGCAUCGACUUACUUGUGUGCCAGUUGAAUGGCAGUGAGCUGUAAUGGCAAGUUUUUGGUCAAAAAUCACAACUACUCAUGUUUUUCAACCAUUGAAAAUGAAUGGGAAAUUAAGUCCAUUAGAAAUGAAUGGAACGACGUACCUUACAUAGCAAUGGAAUCCCAUUGGAAACGAAUGGGAAAUUUUUGGCCAAAUUUUGGGGGAACUGUACGUUUUUGGAAAAUUAUGUUUUAUGCCCCUUACCUUUCUGAAAUUUUUGAUUAAUGAUUUAUGUGAAUUGGAUAGAAAAUUGUAGGACUAGAUACAUUAUUUCUUUUAAAUCCCCAGCAAAUGAUUCAAAAUGUACAGGAAGCGACCAUAAGCUAACCCAUAAAUCACCUAAAAUUAACAAGUGACCAAAAAAUGAGCUCAUAUGGCUCCUCCUAGUCCAAAGGAAUUGAACGUCUAACGUCAACAAUAGCACUGAAAAAUGAGAAUUCAAAGCCAUUUAAAUGCUCCAAAAUUAACAGGAAGUGAUCAAAAAUCUAAAGGAAGUGACACAAAAAUGCACCAAAAUGAAUAGGGAGUGAGGUAAAAUCUACAGGAAGAGACCUAUUAGAGAGAACAACGCAUCCCCACACGAUUUCCCCUGAAAUUGCAUUUUCUAGUUUGUGUGUCACAACGAGAUUUCAAGCAUCCCCAUUUGUACACCAUUGUGAAAAAUUUCCAAAGGCGCCGCUGCUUAACCCCCUCCCAUCCACCCCGUAGACACCCCACCCCCGCCUCACCCUGGGAGAAAGAUGGAGAGGAGGGGUUGGGAUGGGAGGGAUGAGCAAUAAAGAGCAGAGAGCAAGCACGCUCCGCUGCUGGAGGAAUCGGUGAAGACGCAAGAUUGUGUGAAUCCGAACAAGGAGGGGCGCGCGCAGGGACAUUGUCAUGUACCAGCAACCGCUGGCACCCGCGCGACGGCGUCUCCGUUGUUCUGAGCCGUGACCGCCGGGGAGACGACGGGAGGGGCGUGAUGGCUCCUCCGGUUUUAUCGGCGUCUCCUCCCGUUCCUCGUCCCUCGACGUCCUUCCUGAACGGAGGCUGCCGCCCGCAUGCGUGUGAAGCCUGAGGAACCGGCGCUCGCCAUCCAGACCAAAUACUUCCAGACCUCAUUAUUUUUGCGGUAUUUACCUCGCAUGGUUCUGCAUUUUAUCUUGCAGAAGAACCGCAGGGAUAAAAUGGAGGGUGCUACAAGAAGGUCAAUCGAGGACCAGGGAUGAAGAUUGGUCAGCCUCGGUAAGCGCUCCUGUGAUCUUCAGGAACAAAAGAGUUGGAGAGGAACUUCAAUCGAAAGCUCGAACAAAAGAGAAGGUGGAUUUGGGGAAUGGAUGAAGCUAAUUGGAGAAACUGCAUCUCUUCCCGUCUCACCGUCGGAUUCUUCCGCAUCCCGAUACUCUGACAGCGUCAGUAGUUCACGUCCCCGUUUGGGCUUUCGUUCGUUUACUGCGUGUCAACCCAAGCCGGACCCCAUGAGCGACGGCGGCGCCUUGCAGCAGCGCACCACUUACCUCAUCUCCCUAACCUUGGUCAAGGUAGAGGCAGUGGAGGAGAAUGCAGGGGAAAUCCAGAGGAGCACCCCGGGGAGGGAGGAGAGAAAGGUGGGGACUGGAGAAAGCGAGCUCCAACCUCUGGAGGCUCCUCUGCAAUCAAGUAAAGUCAAAGAUGAAACUCUGUGUAUCCCCUCCCAGCCAGAAAGAGACACGAGUCCAAAGUCUCUAGACCCAGACUUGAGGGAACCAGAGAUAGAGGAGGAGAAUGCAUGGGAGGUCCAGAGAAGCACCCUGGGGAGGGAGGAGAGCAAGGUGGGGACUGGCGAAACCUCACUCCAACUUCUGGAGACUCCUGACCAGUCAAACAAGGUCAAAGAUGGAGGAAGCACCUUGAAAGAUGAACCGCCGUCCAUCCUCUUCCAGCCAGAGACAUCCACAAGUCCAAAGUCUGUAGACCCAGACUUGCGGAAACCAGAGAUAGAGAAGGAGAACGAAUGGGAGGUUCAGAGAAGCACCCCAGGGAGGGAGGAGAGCAAGGUGGGGACUGGCGAAACCUCACUCCAACCUCUGGAGGCUCCUGUCCAAUCGAGCGAGGUCAAAGAUGGAGGUAGGACCUUGAAAGAUAGACCACUAUGUAUCUCCUUCCAGCCAGAAAGAACCACAAGUCCAAAGUCUGUAGACCCAGACUUUAGGAAACUGGAGAUAGAGGAGGAGAAUGCAUGGGAGGUUCAGGGGAGGGAUGAGUGCAAGGUGGGGAUUGGAGAAACCUCAGUCCAACCUCUGGAGGCUAAAGCUCCUGUCCAAUCCAAUGAAGUCAAAGAUGGUGCUCCGACCUUGAAAGAUGGCCCACCAUGGAUCCACUUCCAGCCAGAAAGAGCCACGAGUCCAAAAUCUGUAGACCCAGAGACGAUCCGUAGCGCCCCUGAAACGAAGCAAUCCUGGCCUACGGAGACGCUAGAACCCGUCCGUACCCCGACUAGGACUAGCCUGCCCAUCCGUCCUGUCAGUCUGCUGAAAUCACACGGCUGCACAUCCGCCCGCGGCCGGGACUCCAGGGAGGCUCGGGAACGUAGCCCCGCCUCAGCCCAGAGUCUGGACCGCAAAGACAGCCGGGUGCCUUCGCGUUCGCCAGGCCCGUGCAGGGCCUCCUGGGCGGAGGCCGGCGGGACGGAUCUGUGGAGGGACGCGCGGGACGAGGUCCCGGCAGCUGCGCCACGCAAGGAUAGACUCAAGUCGGGUUCCGGUUCACUCCCCGUACCGGCUAGCCGGGCUAGCAAAGCUCCCCGCAAGGGGAAGAGUCGCACGCUGGAUAACAGCGACUUGAAGAGCCUCUCUCAAGACCUGGCGCUGAGCAAGGAGGCCCAGCAGGGCCAGCGAGGGGCCUCCAAGGAUAGGAAGAUGUUGAAAUUCAUCAGCGGCAUUUUCACCAAGAGCAAUUCGGGGCCAUCACCAAGCCCGCUCUUUAUUCAGAGGGACUCCAGCGAGGAGGAAGUUAACAUUGCCAACAGCCAGGAAUGGAGCUUGGGCAGAUCCGUCCCGGAGCUGAGACUGGGUAUUCUGGGAAGCCUGAAAAGUGGCAAGUCCGCCCUGGUGACCAAAUACAUCACCGGCAGCUACGUUGCGCUGGAGAAACCCGAUGGCGGCAGGUACAAAAAGGAGGUGCUCGUGGACGGACAGAGUUACCUGUUACUGAUCCGAGAGGAAGCCGGGGCCCCCGACGAGCAGUUCUGCGGCUGGGUGGACGCCGUCCUUCUGGUGUUCAGUCUGGAAAAUGAAGAGAGUUUCCAGGAGCUUUACCGGCUGUACGGCCAGCUCAGCUCGCAGCGGGCCGACGUACCCGUCAUCGUCGUCGGCACUCAAGAUAAGAUCAGUAGCGGCAACCCCCGAGUGAUCGACGACAAACGAGCCCGACAGUUGUGCAUGGACGUACGUCACUCACUCUUCUACGAGACCUGCGCCACCUACGGCUUCAACGUCGAUCGAGUCUUCUCGGAGGCCGCCCAGAAAAUGGUGGCCCAAAAGAAGCAGACGGGUCUCCAGGCCUGCAAGUCGCUGCCCAACUCUCCGAGUCACUCCGGAGGCUCAACACCGGGAUCGGCCUCCUUCCCGGGACAGGUCAGCAACGGCGUGGGUGGCGGCUACGCCUGUUCCCUCCCCUCCACACCCGUGCUCAGUCACAGGGAGUUGAGGGUGGCGCAUGGGGAGGGUGGCGCCCGUUCACUCAAGAGCGUCCCCCGGAGGCCCUCGCUCUUCAAGAACCGGGACCCGGAUAGGAAGGGCGCUGAUGCUAAAGGAGAUAGUGGCGCUACACGGGCCGUUCCCAUCAAACAGAGCAUCCUGUGGAAGAGAAGUGGCAGCUCGCUGAAUAAGGAGUGGAAGAAGAAAUAUGUCACCCUGUCCAAAAAUGGCACCCUCUGCUACCACUCCAGCUCCAGUGACUACAUGCAGAACGUGCACGGGAAGGAAAUCGACCUGCUACGCGUGACGGUGAAGGUUCCCGGCAAGCGGCCCCCGAGGGCCGUGGCGCCCGCGGGCCCCUCGCCGGUGCCCCCCGCCUCCUCCGGGGUCAAUGGGCUCGCCAAGGAGAUGCCGAGCUCUGAUGGCUCCAGCACAGUUCCCCAGUUGUGUCCUUCCACCCUGUCUGUGCUGGACGACCGCUCCACCACUGUCGGGGAACGAGGACUUCAACGCUGCCCCUCGUCCCUGUCCACAAAAGCACAAAGCGUCGAUGCCCUCGAAGGGACGUCGGGACCUUUUUCCGGAAAAGACGCCGGCCAAUCAUCUCCCAUGAGCGACCGCAAGAAGAACAAAAGGAAGAAGAGCAUGAAUCAGAAAGGAGACGCCGCCGCCACAGCCGUCGCCGUCGGGCAAGCGGAAGCCAAACGCAAAAUGUGGAAGUUAAAAAGCUUCGGUAGCUUGAGAAACAUUAACAAGACAGAUGAAGAAAAUGCCGACUUUAUCAUUGUGUCCUUUACCGGACAGACGUGGCACUUUGAGGCUCCCAGUCUGGAAGAGAGGGACUCGUGGGUGGCGGCCAUCGAGAGUCAGAUCUUGGCCAGCCUGCAGUCUUGUGAGAGUAGCAGAAACAAGGCACGCCGCAGCAGCCAGAGCGAGGCGGUGGCACUGCAAGCCAUCCGGAACACCAAAGGCAACAACCUUUGCGUGGACUGUCAAGCACCAAACCCCACCUGGGCCAGCCUCAACCUGGGCGCGCUGAUCUGCAUCGAGUGCUCGGGGAUCCACCGUAACCUGGGCACUCACCUGUCUCGGGUACGCUCCUUGGACCUGGACGACUGGCCCGGAGAGCUGACGCGAGUGCUGGCCGCCAUCGGGAACCACACGGCCAACGGCGUCUGGGAGGCUCGAACUCUGGGCAGGCCCAAACCCGCCCCCAACGCUUCACGCGAAGAGAGGGAAUCGUGGAUUCGCGCCAAGUACGAGCAACGGGCCUUCGUGCCGCCCCUCCGGCCGCCGGCGGAUGACGACAUGGCAUCUCGGCUGCUGUCGGCGGUAAACGAGAGAGACCUUCCGGGUCUCCUUCUGCUGCUGGCCCACAGCAGCAAGGAGCUGGUCAACGCCCGACCGCCCCCCACCGGCACCGCCCUGCACGCCGCCUGUCAGCUGGGCGACGCCGUCAUGGCGCAACUGCUCAUCUGGUACGGAAUCGACGCGAAAGCCAGGGACCACCAGGGCCGGACGGCAAUGAUGAUGGCCAAAAAAAGCGGGAGCAAAGGUUGCGUGGAUAUUUUGCUCCAACACGGCUGCUGUGACGAGACUUCGCCCGCCGCGACCACGCCCGUUCUCGCGCGCCGCUCAAGCGGCGCUGGAAAACACGGACCGUAGCCCGCCAAAAAGAUCCGGACUGUGAUAAGAAGAGGUUGGGAGGGAGACUGAAAUGAGUCGCAAGCACUGUUGUCGCCAUACAAAAAUUUUCAAUGCCAUAUCAAUACCCUCAGAAAUACCAUUUUCAAUACUACAAAAAUCCUAAAUUAAAUGUUUGUUUUUUUUUUUAAAUAAUACAGUAUUUACUCAAUGUUUCUCCAUUGGUGGUCAUUAUUUUUGACAACAGUUAAAAAAAAAAUACUUGCCCAACACUAACAGUAAAUGACCCAAAAUCUACAGGAAGUGACCUGGGAAUGCCUCAAAAACAACAAAGUGACCUGAAAUCAACAGGAAGUGCCCAAUGGUCAGGAAGUGCCUGGAAAUGCCCUAAAACCAACAGGAAAUGAUCCAAACUGUACAAGAAGUGACCCUUGCAUGCCCCAACCCCGAGUGUACAGUAAGUGACCCAAAAUCAACAGGAAGCGAUCGAGAAAUGCUCCAAAAUCAACAGAAAAUGAUGUGCAACCAACAGGAAGUGACCUGUAAAUGGCCCAAAAAAUUAGGAAGUGACCCAGAAAUGAUCUAAAAUCAAUAAGAAAUUAGCUAAAAUGAACAGGAAGUGACCCAGAAUAGCCCCAAUAUCGAUAGGAAGCUAUCUGGAAAUAGGAAGUGACCCAAUCAACAUGAAGUGAUCCAAAAUGAUCAGCAAGUGACCCAAAAUCAACAGAAAGUGACCUGUAAAUGCCCCAAAAUUUACUGUAUAGGAAGUGACCUAAAAAUGUCCCAAAAUUAACAGGAGGGGAUCUAAUCAAUUUGAACUGCAAAUGUUCCAAAAUCAUUAAGAAAUUACCUGAAAUUCACAGGAAAAGACCCAGAAUAGGCCCAAUAUCAAUAGUGAGUGACUUGAAAAUAGGAAGUGACCUGUAAAUGCCACAAAACAAUAGGAAGUGAUCCAAAAUGUACAGGAAGUGACCUUUAAUUUCCCCAAAUCAACAGAAGGUGAUCCGAAAUGACCAGUUCGUGACCCAAAAUGCUCCAAAUUUAAUAAGAAAUUAGCUAAAAUGAACAGGAAGUGACCCAGAAUAACCCCAAUGUCAAUGGGAAGUUAUCUGAAAAUAGGAAGCGACCUGUAAAUGCCCCAAAAUUUCUAGGAGGUGACCUAAAAAGGUUCCAAAAUUAACAAGAAGUGACCCAAAAUCAUCCAGAAGCGACCUGUAAAAUCCCCCAAAUUGAUAGGAAGUGACCUAAAAUGUCCCAAAAUGACCAAGAAGUGACCCAAUCAACAUGAAGCGAUCUGAAGUGAUGCGCAAGUGAUCGAAAAUCUACAGGAAGUGACACGUAAAUGCCCCAAAACAUUACGAAGUUACCCAGAAAUGUUCCAAAAUCAAUUUGAAAUGAGCAGGAAGUGACCUAGAAUAACACUAAUAUCAAUAGGAAGUGAACUGUAAAUAUCCCAAAAUUUAUAGGAAGUGACCCAAUCAACAUGAAGUGAUCCAAAAUGAUCAGCAUGUGACCCAAAAUCAACAGGAAGCGACAUGUAAAUGCCCCAAAAUUUAUAGGAAGUCACCUAAAAAUGUGCCAAAAUGCAACAGGAAGUGACCCAAUCAACAUGAAGUCAUCCGAAAUGAUUAGCAAGUGACCCAAAAUUAACAGGAAGUGACCUACAAAUGCGCCAAAACAUUAGGACGUCACCCAUAACUGUUCCAAAAUCAAUCAGAAAUGACCUGAAAUCAACAGGAAAUGACCCAGAAUUACCUCAAUAUCAUAGGAAGUGACCUGUCAAUGCCACAAAACAAUAGGGAGUGACCCAAAAUCAACAGGAAGUGACCUUUAAUUGCCCCAAACCAAUAGGAAGUGAUCAAAAAUGAUCAGAAAGUUACCCACAAUGACCAGGUAGUGACCUAUAAAGGUUAGGAACAUUAGGAAGUGGCCCAGAAAUGCUUCAAAAUGAAUAGGAAAUGACCUGAAAAAAGGAAGUGACCUGUAAAUGCCACAAAACAAUAGGAAGUGACCUUUAAUUGCCCCAAAUCAACAGGAAGUAUCUGAAAUGAUCAGAAAGUUACCCAAAAUGCUCCAAAAUCAUUAAAAAAUGACCUGAAAUUCAAGUGACCAUUGAUCAGUAAGUGCCUGGAAAUGCCCUAAAAGCAACAGGAAAUGAUCCAAACCACCCAGAGUGUAUCGGAACUGACCCAAAAUCAACAAAAAGUGAUUCAGAAAUGCUCCAAAAUCAACACUCUAAAUGAACAGCAAAAAUUAAUUAGCUUUUCCCUAAUCAAAUUACUCGUUUAAUCGUUUCAGCACUAAUUCAUUCCUACUGAUUUCCAAACCAAGUGACUCAAUUUCAACAGGAAGCUACCCCUGAAUGCCCCAAAAUCAACUGGAAGUUACCCCAAAAUGACCCACAAUCAACAGGUGGUGACGCGAUAUCAACAAGAAGUGAUAUACCAACCAUCACUGCAAAGCUACCAUCGCAAUUUCUUCAGAAAUUGCAUUUUCUAGUUUAUUAAUGUACUUAUUAAUAAAAAAUAAUGUCAAAGUAAAAAAAUAUUUAAACAAAAAGUAAGAUAAUGACGUGUGAUAAUGAGUUAAAUAGCAACAAAAAAAAACAAACAAAAAAAACAAAGAACACACAAAAAAAUAAAGAUUAUUUGCCCUUCAAAGGGUCAAGUCAAAUCACGACAUGAUGUUCCGGAUAGGUUUGAAUGACGAAUUAAUGACUUCCGCCGGAGAGAGCAGUCGACCGGGAAGAGCGAGCAACAUAUCAAAGCGCUCAGAGCAAGCAAUAUUUAUUCGUUUUGUAGCUCACAUUCCUUCCUCUAAUCAAGUGCAAUAAUACAACCCCUAGCAAAAAGUAUGGAAUCACCAGUCUCGGACGAGCACUCACUCAGACAUUUUAUCAUGUAGAACAAACUCAGAUAAAAAACUUGAAGACGUAAUGAAUUAGUUCAAAGUGCAACUCUUUAGCAUUCAGAAACACUAAAAGAAAUGUAUAAAAAACAUUGUGGUGGUCAGUAAAUGUUACUUUUAUAGAGUAAGUGCAGGGAAAUAAAUAUAGAAUCACUUCAUUCUGAGGAAAAGUAUAUGGAAUCAUGAGAAACAAAGAAAUAACAAU